Messenger RNA from Sinocyclocheilus anshuiensis, 1329 nucleotides. RefSeq names its product major histocompatibility complex class I-related gene protein-like. Gene Ontology annotation, biological process: immune response. The transcript is spliced from 9 exons. The record is from RefSeq and is a predicted model, not a curated record. Gene Ontology annotation, cellular component: external side of plasma membrane. Bases 1 to 1329 code for a protein of 442 amino acids. Lineage: Eukaryota; Metazoa; Chordata; Actinopteri; Cypriniformes; Cyprinidae.
AUGGCGGACAGUGAAGCACUGGAGGACCUGGGCCAUGGAACAGUGGCAGACAGUGAAACUCUGGAGGACCUGGGCCGUGGAUCAGAGGCAGACUGUGGAACAGUGGAGCAGGAGACCACCAGGUCAGAUCCAGAGGAGCAUGUAGCCAUGGCGGAGGCGACAGAGCAGGAAGGCAGGGUGGAGCCGGCAGAGCAGGAAGGCAUGGCGGAGCCGGCAAGGACAAGCAGUGAGAUCAUGGACGGCCUCCUUGGCUGUGACAGGGCAGGCAGAGAGUUCAUGAACGGCCUCCUUGGUCGUGACAGGGCAGAUUGUUCUCACUCGCUGAUGGUUUUUGCCACAUACAUUGCUGGACAGACACAGUUUCCCGAGUUCACUCUUGUGCUGAUGUUAGAUGAUGUGGAAGUGAUGUACUAUGACUCAGUAUCAUUGAAAGCUGUCCACCGCAGUCAGAGUAAUUCAAGUGAUGACAAUGGUGCGGGUAGUAUAUUCAGUGAUGUAUAUGACAUCAUGAAAGAUCGAACAUUUUAUCUUAAGGACCACCAAAAUUGCACAGAUGGUUUGCAUGUUUAUCAGAAACGUGUUGGAUGUGAAUUGCUUGACAAUGAUCAGCCAGGUUUGUUUCUUUCAUGGGAUGCUUUUAAUGGACAAAAUACUGAAGAGUUCACCUUUGAUGUGGCAAAAAGAACUAUGCAAAUGAAUUUACCAUGGAUGAGAAUAAAAGGCAUGGGUCAGAUGGAAUGGCUUCAUGUGAAGUUUCUGUAUGAACAUGUUUAUCAUCCUGUUUGCAUGAAGGCUUUGCGGGCAUUCCUGGAAAAAGAAAAGAACACUGUGAUGCGAAAAUUGAAACCCAAAGUCAGACUCUUUAGGAAGCCUCUUACAGACUCUCAAGGGCUUCAGAUCAGCUGUCUGGCCACUGGUUUUUACCCCCGUCACAUUAACCUGACCCUGUUCAGAGAUGGUCAGCCUGUGGAUGAUGAUCAGAUCACAGGAAGAGAGAUUCUGCCCAACGGAGACGGAACGUACCAGAUGAGGAAGAGUUUGGUGAUCAGUGAAGAAGAACUACAUAACACAUAUUACAAAUGCACAGCAAACUACCUAAACCUGGACAACAAACUGGACAUUGCUUUUGAUGAGGAUCUAGAAAAAUCUGACUUUGGAUCCUCUGCUCUGUCUACAAUUAUCAAUGUGCUGAUAUUAAUGUGUGUGGCUGUUCUCAGCAUAACUGCACUCAUCAAAUGGAGGAAGAGACGAGCUGCUGGACCUGGCUCCAGUACUUCACAUCAAAGUGGAUAUUCACCUACAUCAACUUCAGAACAAGAAACAACUUGA